AGUUCUCACGUAAGGAUUCGAAUGCGCUUGGCUUUACUGUGAAUAAAUCUCCUUCCACAAUUAACUAUUUUAUGACUUCAAUGAAAGAAUGGUCAAAUAACACGACGUUUCAUGGCAUAAGAUACAUUUCCAGCUCAACAGCGUGGUGUCGAAGGAUUAUGUGGCUACUGUUUGUACUUGGAUGUCUGACGGCUGUUAUUUUGCAAAUAAUUGACCGCGUGAAUUAUUUCUACUCUUGGCCAUUGAACGUGAACGUCAAAAUAAAUUACAAUCAGACCCUUGAGUUCCCAGCAGUGACGAUAUGCAACCAAAACGCCUUCAGAGGUACUGAGGCAGCAAGGACAGGUCGCUAUCAGUUGGUUGAACAAAUGUUUUCUGGAACAGACCUACUGUCUAUAGAAGAAUUGGCUCUUCACAAUGCUACAGAUCUGAGUUUGGACGAUUUGUAUGUCGACUUAGCUCAUACCAAGAAAGAUAUGAUCGUAAGCUGUGCCUGGAAGAACAAUGCUUGUGGUGCAGAAGACUUCAAAACAGUAUUGACAGAUCACGGAGUGUGCUUCACUUUCGUUCGGGACGCGUCUGAUAUGACUAUCACGUCAUCAGGCGUGGAUUCGGGGUUGCGAUUGACUCUAAAUGUAGAACAGUAUGAAUACAUGGCGGGACCACACGACGCUGCAGGAUUAAAGAUUCUCCUCCACGACCCAAUGGAAAUGCCGUUCGUACACGAACUAGGGCAAGCUGUACCAACUGGGACGCAUGCUUUUUUUGGAGUAAAGUUUAUGUCGAUUGACAACCUGCCUUCUCCUCAUGGCGACUGUGCCACAAAGGAACUACGUCAUACGACUUACUACACAACGGAAGAGUGCUACCUGGACUGUCUUAUCAAUUAUGCACAAAUAAAGUGUCGCUGCAGGGAUACUUACUGGCCUUAUUUUAAUGAUUCACCGCCUGUGUGUACCUUAGGUCAACAAGUUUCCUGUCUGGAGGGAUUUUAUGAUGAGUUCGACAGAUCUAUUCGAGAAAAGUGUGGAUGCCCAAUUCCUUGUCACUUUUCGAUUUAUGAUCCUUCCGUUUCAUAUUCAUCGAUAUCAAAUCAUCUUGUUAGUAAGCUUUUGUCAUCAAAUGAAACAAAACAACUAAAAGAAAAUUUACUACAUUCAUAUGAAACAACAGCGAAAAUGGAUCAUGAGAAGUUUUCACAUUUUCAAGACCUUGUGAACACGUUCGGAGCAAAUAUGAAAGUAAUUGAAGCUGUCAUUAAGAAAAUAGGAAGUUUUCUUCAAAUGCAGGAAAACAAAACAACUCAAAUGUUCAUGGAAAUGCAAGAUAUAUACCUAACAAAGGAGAAAAUAUAUAGAUACCAAGAAUAUGCAAUUGAAAAGAACUUCCUUCGAGGAAGAGAGGCAAUGGAAGAACGAACACUUGCAAAUGUGGCAAAUGCAUAUGCUGAAUUUGCAAUGGUGAACGCAAGACGUAUUCGGCGUCUCGCCAAUAGCACAGCUGAUGACGAGAUCAGAAAAGACUUGUAUGAGUCUAUAAUGGAUUCCUUAAAGGUGCGUCAGGAAAUCGCACAAUUGGCAAAAGAUAACAUAUCAUUGUUGAUCAAGUCGUACAUUGAUGGUACACCAAUUUUUAACUACAAAUUUGAGAACGUAUCGAGAGAUCACAAUCCAUACAUUGUGCCAAAACCAUUGAUGAAUGAGAGCAUGCAUCAUAACUCUUACACGGAAAAAUACGUUCCAAAGUUAGAGAAGAGCGAUAUGCAGUUGAUGUUUAAUGUGCUUGAAAUGUUCAUGAACCAAACAAAGCUGGCUUAUGAAGAACGUAGUAUCAAUGAAACUGAAUUAAACUACGUAUUUGAGCGUUUUCAGUUUGCUUGCCGUACUUACUUAUACAGUAAAAGCGUUGUGUAUACUAACGGUAUAGACCGUCCCUUGGCAAUUAUUAAAGAUCGACACGAUCAGUUUGACAGAUUGUGGGUAACGUUUAACAGUGAAAUUAAGGAACUGAAUCAGAAUAUCAAAUCUUUAACAGAGCUAAUCACUGGAAUCAACUCUGCAAUACUUCCUACAUUUAAAUCUCUCCAAAGCAAGCUAUAUAACUAUACUGAAAACGGAUCUUUAGGUCUAAUGGACCUUGCUACCUUAUUUACUUCGAAUCAUACAGAUGGAUUCACAACAAAUGUCAGUAUCUUCUUUCAAGAAGUGCAAACCCGCGGACAAUCUAUUUCAGAUCUCCUUAGUUUGAUUGAAAAUCCAAUUGACGCAAUAUGGACCCAAAUAAUAAAUGAUGAAGAUUCUUGGGAUUAUUACAAUUACACAAAUAACCAUUUGUUUCUAAGAAACCUUUCCGAAGUGAUCAUCGAAUGGAAUUCCAAACUUGAAGACAUUAAGACAUUUGAUAUACGACGUCAUGUAGAGCAUAGUGCCGAAGACUUUUACUCGUCCUUUGAAAAUGUUGUUUCACAUUUAAAGAGGUUUGAAAGUUCAAUAGUUGUCGACAGCACAUUUAUGAAAGAAAACUUUCUACAAAUCGACAUAUUCUACCGACAAUUAAGCUAUGAAUAUAUAAACCAACAAAAGGCGUACGACUUCUUUGCCCUUAUAAGUGACGUUGGGGGAGCUAUGGGCCUGUUCAUCGGUGCAAGCCUGUUGACCAUCCUCGAAAUAAUCGACCUGUUCCUCAUCCAGCUUCCAAUAUUCAAACAUAAAAAGGAAAUCAAACAGAAUUCGAUCAUGCAUUGAUAUAUGAAAUAGAAAAUCCCCGGUGAUAUUCUUUGAAUGAAUAAUUAUGGAAGCAUAUCAAUCACUAGUAAUAGUAUUAAUUUUGCUUCAUUGAUAAGCUGUCCAAUCCCGUCUCUAUAUAAAACUUUGUUUAUACCAAUGUAUUAUAGCUCGAUUUUAAAAACAGCUGAAACUGAUAUGUAUCAUUCCCGUGUCCAUUUCCUGGCCAGAAACCAGAAAUGUGUCUAUUCUGAGAGGCAAUGAGAAAGGACCCAUGGUAGAGUUUGAACCCUAGACAUCAUGUGUGAAGCGGACACCUUUACCACUUAAUCAAUCUCCACCGGAAUGAAAUGAAACGACGGGUAUAAUAUAAAAAAAAA
Messenger RNA from Mya arenaria, 3103 nucleotides. Its product is annotated as acid-sensing ion channel 4-B-like. NCBI's taxonomy places the organism in Eukaryota, Metazoa, Mollusca, Bivalvia, Myida, Myidae. Bases 72 to 2744 code for a protein of 890 amino acids. Gene Ontology annotation, biological process: sodium ion transmembrane transport. The transcript is spliced from 10 exons. Gene Ontology annotation, cellular component: membrane. The record is from RefSeq and is a predicted model, not a curated record. Gene Ontology annotation, molecular function: ligand-gated sodium channel activity.